AUGUCGAACCGCAAACGGCGCGCGCCGGGCGCUUCACCGCAGGCCCCAACUCAGACGUACCAGCACGACAUCCCCGCGCCAACCGAUCCUUACAUGGACUGGAGCAACCCCACGGCAGGCGCAGACAUGAACUUUACCGACCCGCCGCUAUACGACAACUAUGGCCAGAGCAUGGGAGGUGGUCACAACCGGGUCGUGUCGCUAGACGGAUACACUGACGGCACGGAGAUGACGGGACAAUUGGUACGGCGGAAUACAAACCAGCAACUCGCUCCAGCGCCACGGCGGAAUCAAUGGGAUGGAUUUCCCAGUCCGACGCAACAGUGGGAAACCGUGGAUGAUGAUGAGGAGCUGGAGCAGAAGGCGGCUAUUGCGAAGAAGGAUGCACAAGCGAAGCGGAAGCAAAUUCCACCCUUUGUGCAAAAGUUGAGCAGUUUCCUCGAUAAUAACAAGAACGAAAACCUCAUUCGAUGGUCGGACGACGGCAACUCUUUCAUCGUGUUGGACGAAGACGAAUUCGCGAGGACGUUGAUACCCGAACUCUUCAAACACAACAAUUACGCAUCCUUCGUACGGCAACUGAACAUGUACGGGUUCCACAAGAAGGUCGGACUGUCGGACAAUUCUAUGAAAGCCAGUGAAACCAAAGCGAAGGCACCUAGCGAGUACUACAACAAGUACUUCAAGCGCGGUCGCCAAGAGCUACUAUGGCUAAUUCAGAAGCCGAAGAAUCCUGUCACUGGGCCCAAGCGGAAACGAGAUGAAGAGAACAAGGGCGAUAGCGAUGAUGACCGCAAGUACAUUCAAGACACAGGAGGCGGAGGCUACGUCGAAGAGGUGGCUGUCAGAGGGAACGAGCAAAUGGCCAUGAUCCCGCGAUCCGAAUACAACAGCUUGCGGGUCGAGGUCAGGGAGCUCCAACAGCAGCAGAAGCUCAUCUCCAAUGUUCUCACUCAGAUCAAACGCCAAAAUGAGGAGCUAUAUUCUCGAGCGACGUCUUUCCAAGCACUGCACGACCGCCACGAGAACUCUAUCAACGCCAUCUUGACGUUCCUCGCUACCUUCUACAAUAGGAGUCUAGAGGGUAAUGCGAACAUGAACCUUGCGGACAUGUUCCCAGCGGCGCGACAACAACCUCAUGGCAAUGUCGUGGACGUAGACGACUAUCCCAUACAAGAAGCGCACAAAUCGCCUCAACUGCAGAGGAAUAAAAAGCCCCUCGCGAUCCUUCCAGCACCAGGUCCAAACCAACAGGACUAUCUCGCUCCAACAACAACAGGCCGCGCCACAACCAUGAGCCCAACAGCCCGACCACUCGCAAGUCCCAUAACCCGACCUGGAAGCCGCCAAUCGGUAUUCCGCCCCUCAGUCUCCCUCAACCGCCAGCAAUCACAGCCAUCCUUCCCCCAACAAACCAGAGAUAGCAUAACUCCAUCCCAAAUCAAACCCGAACCUCCCUCCUCCACCACUCCACAACAACCCCCGCGAUUUCCCGAAAACUCCGCCAUAAUGUCUGCCAUCCAAAGCGCCAAUGAUGCCGCUGCAAACCACUCCGGCACCGCGAACAACCCCACACCCUCAGACUUUGACUACGCAGCCGCUUUGUCGAAUUACCAAACUGCCGAUGGCCACGUCCCACUCACGCCUCAACAACGAAAUGAUGUUCUCUCGCAGAUUGUGAACAAUGCAGGUGCGCAAAACACAAAUAACGCGCUUACGAACCCGCAUCCACCAGAGAUGGACAGGUUGUUGGGCGACUUGGCACAGUAUCAGGCUACACAGCAGCAGUUGGAGAUGUUGCAGAAGUUGAGUGAUCAGCAAAACUCCAAGAUACAGAAUAUCCAUGAGAGGAUUCUACCACUGAGUCCAACGGGACAGAUUUCGGGACUAGGCGAAGGCGGCGAUGGCUACUUUGGUGGUGGAGAUGCUGGACUGGGCGAGCCAGGAGGCUACGACCUCAACAUGGAUUCUUUUGUCAAUGAUGAUGACUUCUUCACGGGAGAUGCGAAUCCAGGAGUCGUAGCAUCAUCGGAGCAAAAGGGUGGUGGUGUGGGGCAACAGGCAAACGGCGGUGUUACUACCAAUGGCAGCGGCGGACUACCGGACUUUACCUUCGACACUAGUGCGCCGUUUGAUGUCGACGACGAUGGCGGCAUCAAUGGCGGUGGUGGCGAGUUCACCUUCCCAGACGAUGUUGCGAAUGGUAUUGAGUCGUCAGCGGAUUUACUCAACGUCAAUGGAGGUGGAAACGAAGAGAAUGUGAGGCCGGAGGGCGCCGCCGGCGCGAGUGGAGGUAGCAGUAAUUCUACUAGCCCUGCUGCUACGGUUGAAGAGGUGGAAGAUGAAACUAGAAGGGGCACUGGUAGUGCGAAGAGGAGGAGGAGGUAA
Molecule: messenger RNA, 2388 nt
Organism: Alternaria atra
Lineage: Eukaryota; Fungi; Ascomycota; Dothideomycetes; Pleosporales; Pleosporaceae
Exons: 2
Coding region: 1-2388 (795 amino acids)
Biological process (GO): regulation of DNA-templated transcription
Molecular function (GO): sequence-specific DNA binding; DNA-binding transcription factor activity
Source: RefSeq, a predicted model, not a curated record